AUGUUUGUUGGAGAACAACUUCUGGAUUGGGCAGUGAAAACCAAAAAUUUUGAUGACCAACCUAUUUCGUUCAAAACUGUCCAAUGUUCUGAAAAGGUAGAAGCCUUUGCUCUCACAGUUGAUGACUUGAAAACUUUAGUGCAUUCCAGAGACAUCUUCCCAUUGAAGUCAAAAGUUGGAAUUCUCAAAAUUGUUGGAGACCCGAAGAUAGAUGACAAAUUAGAGGUGAUAUUUUUCUGGAUGGCAAUACAUGGCAUUUCUGAUGAUCUGGCUCUCGAUAUUAUGCGUGGUAUUAGUGAAUACAAAUUGGAAGGAAGCAAAGAUGCUGAAGCGGAUGUGAAUUAUAUCUUCUCUGUUCUUGAUGAAUAUGGGAGAAGCAUGAUACGACGUUAUUUUUGCAUGGAGACUCUAAAAAAAGUAAAGGAGCUUCAAAAUAUGAACGAUCAAGCAUUGGGAACGAUCUGCGACUAUCUCAAGCCAAAGAUGUUCGAGGAGAAUACCCAGGUUGUUGAAGCGGGACAGCCACUUAACACGAUGCUCAUUAUUAUAUCAGGCUCUAUGCAAGCAUACCAGCCAAUAAGGGAUGCUGGAGACGCACGUCCCUCAACCUCAUUCAAAACUCUUGAGAAAGGUAUGUUUUUUGGAGAACAACUUCUGGAUUGGGCAGCGAAAACCAAAACGUUGGAUGACCAACCUGUCUCGUACAAAACUGUCCGAUGUUACAAAAAAGUAGAAGCCUUUGCUCUCACAGUUGAUGACUUAAAAACUUUAGUGCUCUCCGGAGACAUCUUCCAGAGGAGCCGUUGAAACUUCAUACAGUUGGCACCUUCUUCUGUUGUUUUUUUUUUUCGGUCAAUUGUAGUUGGCACUUCCUUGCAACAAGAUUGAUAUGAGAUACUAAACAAUGUUUAAGAUGAAAUUACGACAUGAAGAUCGGGAGGAGGUUCGUUUG
This is a messenger RNA of Prunus mume (Japanese apricot), 952 nucleotides long. Its product is annotated as putative cyclic nucleotide-gated ion channel 13. The record is from RefSeq and is a predicted model, not a curated record. NCBI's taxonomy places the organism in Eukaryota, Viridiplantae, Streptophyta, Magnoliopsida, Rosales, Rosaceae.